Molecule: messenger RNA, 1185 nt
Organism: Vicia villosa (hairy vetch)
Lineage: Eukaryota; Viridiplantae; Streptophyta; Magnoliopsida; Fabales; Fabaceae
Product: putative F-box protein At3g16210
Exons: 1
Coding region: 1-1185 (394 amino acids)
Molecular function (GO): protein binding
Source: RefSeq, a predicted model, not a curated record
AUGGAUAUAACACUGACUGAUUCAAAUGUUCAGGUGAGCAACCAUAUACCUGAUGAUAUUAUCUUCUCUAUUCUCUCCAAACUUUCUCUCAAAUCUUUGAAGCGAUUCGAAUGCGUAUGCAAACCAUGGUCUCUAUUAUUUGAUAGCCCUAGCUUCAUGACUAUGUACCGCAACUAUUUCUUAUCCAAGGAUCAUUCUUUUUAUGAUGAUAUGUCUCUUCUCCUACAUUUGAAAGGCGAAAAUGCAUUAUACUCUCUUUCCGGUGAGAGAUUUGAGAAUAUGGUUAAAUUAGAUUGGCCAAAGCUUUCUCUGAGAGAUGGGAGAAACAACUACUUUUUUGACGUUUUGGGUCCGAUUAGUUUUAGCGGCACUCUUUUUCUCCAAUAUCAUUACAUUGGUGACGAUCGAAAAUUUAUCGCAUGGAAACCGACUACCACGGAAUUCAAGAUUAUUUAUGCUGAAUCUUAUAGAAAUUCCAACGUUUGGUCGGAUCAAUAUCAAGUUGGUUAUGAUCAUGUUAAAGAUGACUAUAAGAUGAUUAGGCGCACUCAUUAUUUUCCAACAAGUAAUCAUGGGAUUUCUUCCUUCUGGGAGAUAUUUAGCCUAAACAAUAAAUCUUGGAGGAAAAUCCAUGACUCUUUUCCUGACUCGUAUAUAUGCGGUGAAGAAGUGUACGUGGAUGGAGUGUCUCAUUGGUGGGAAAAAACGAAAACAUUUACAUAUUUGGAGUCAUUUGACUUCAGCAAAGAAUCUUUCAUUACAACACUCAUGCCCUCUUACACAGAUGAUGUUUUUGUUUUUAAUUCGAUCAAGUGGACGAGGAAGAGAAUUUUGACGGUGUUAAAUGGAUCUGUUGCGUUUAUAGUAAAUUUUGAGGAGACAAAUACAUUUCAUAUUUCAAUUUUGGGUGAAUUGGGUGUAAAAGAAUCAUGGAUUAAACUCUUUAUUGUUGGACCUUUAUCUUGUCUUAAGACUCCGAUUGGAAUAGGGAAGAAGGGAAAUAUAUUGAUCAGAAAGAAAGACAACAAACUAGCUUGUUUUGAUAUAAGUACCGGGACUAUUGAUGAGAUUGGUGUUACGACAAAAUCUCAUGGGAAGAUAUUAUUCUAUAAAAAAAGAUUUCUUUCAAAUGGAGGAAUAUAUAGUAAAUUUUCUUCUUGUUUUCACCACUCGGAAGCAAUAUGA